Molecule: messenger RNA, 3408 nt
Organism: Puccinia graminis f. sp. tritici CRL 75-36-700-3
Lineage: Eukaryota; Fungi; Basidiomycota; Pucciniomycetes; Pucciniales; Pucciniaceae
Exons: 5
Coding region: 112-3408 (1098 amino acids)
Source: RefSeq, a predicted model, not a curated record
GUUUAAGAUUUUUAUUUUAUUCGAGUUGAUGACUGAGUUGACUGGAAUCUCAGGGUUGGACAACUUUCCGCCACUUUCGCUUCUCCUUCAAGACUUGAGCAAAAAACCAGGAUGGCCAGCAGACCACCUCACUCGAAUCGGUUCAACUACAACAACAACAACCUCAACCCGACUGCCUCGACGAGCAGCUCAACACUCGUCAACGAACUACAGGAUGAGAAGGAGAAGCAGCAGAGACUAGAAUACCAAGCCACCGCUGGAAUACACAUCUUCGAGGCAGAAGGAGCACUCCCAACCCAUCCACUACAACCUCAAACUCAUCUCCAUCAUCCUCAGCGAAAACCAUUCCAACCAGAGCGAGAUCAAAAACUAUUCAAAACGCUCAUCAACUCACCCAGCAAACUCAGCCGGACUACUGCCAAACGACGCUCAAUAGGAUCCCUAAACCAGACCACCAACAACCUCCAAAAUCACUCAGAAACUGCACCCAUCAUGGCAAGCCUCAAGCAGAAUCAGAUCAGUCUCAGCUCGGAUCAGGAUAAUAAUCAUGCACCACCAGAAGAUCGAGAAGAUCAAGACCCAGACGCGACCUUCAAUUUCGAUCCGAAUGAUGGCACAAAACGGAUGGCCGCUCUCUUUGACAGUGUCGCCCAUUCAGACAUGCCUCCCAACGUGAACCAAACCACCAAAAACAACAUUUCUCCUCAUCUCGACAGCAGCAAACCUGUCCAGCAUCAUCAGACCGAGCCCAAACCCAAGCCUCGCCCCCCACUCGAACAUCUGCGUGGUCGAUUCGAUAAACAAAACCAAGAGACGCGUCGGAUCCCUUCCGACCCUCCGAUCGACAAUGUUAACCGAACCAAUGGUCUAUCUACCAACGUCACCUCCAGGUCCCACGCUUCGUCUAAAGCUCUAUCUACGCAACGCGUUCAAGCACACAACCAGCUCGGGCAUCAUCCGACCAAGACCUCAAGUUCGCAGAACAUUGCCAAGCAACCCCAAGAGCCUUUGUUGUCACAGAACACGAUCUCCAAGGAUGGCUGGCGAUCAGGCCCAUUGAUGACCACCAGGGAAUCCACCUCAGACACCGACGACAGUCCCGAGGACACUUUCAAACCCCCUGUGUCCUCGGACCUUAAUAACCCUAGCCGGCACUCCGUUCAUAACAAUCUUCCCGCCCAGAAAUCGCUCGGCCGUGGCCCCUCUGAUGCCCAGAAAAAAGUCACCUUCUCUCGCAGAUUAAACGAUAGUAAUGAUCUGCUGACCUCUGGAAGCUCGAUGGACCCGGCCGACCUCGAUCCCGCUCGAUCCGACUCGACCGAUCCAGAAGACGCACAACGUCAGACCGAGCCAAACACGUCUUAUGUCAACCCAGAAGAAGAAGGCCAACCAGAGCAAACUCUCCAGAAUCCGAGACUUGAGGCCGGUCAGACCACUCUUACCACGCCGAAAAUCGCCGGCUUUUAUCCGAGCACUCCCGCCACAAUCCGGCCAACCGCGGUCGCGUCGCGUUUGCUUGCGAAUGAAGAGGCGUCGCGUCGGCUGCAGAAGCUCAAGAACCAAACCCCGCGGGCCCGUCUGAAACGUCUACCCAGUGCAUUGCAAGACCAACCCGUCCAGACCUGGGACGCUCCAAAUCAGAUCGACUAUUCGGCCAUGACGGGGAAUCAUCUCCAGCCUUCCACCAGUCAAGCCUCCAAACACACUUUCCAAGCUCCUCCUCUCACUCGCAACGGAAAGGGAAAGGAGAAGCAAGUCGAAGAUCCCCCACCUUCGUCCACUGAGCCUCCACAAACCCAUCCGACUGGACAAGUGAAUCGGAUCGUCCAAGAGAGCUACGACCAAACGAUCAUCACUGGGGGACAGACCCGGGCCUCAUGUUUCCCUACGCCCCAUCCGCCGGGAUGGCUAGUGCCGGGCUCACCGGGCGAGCCAUCGAGCUCGACCGGUCCGGCCGAUCGGCCGAUCCUGCAUCCGACGAGCGCGCUCAAACACGCCCGACAGAAAGCCUCCUCGCGAUACGGCUCCGCCCACGACCGGGUGAUCUAUGCCUCCAACCAUGCAGUUGACGAGCCGGCUGAUGAGAUCACUCCCCGCCCCUCCAAGCGGCCCGCCCAUCGAACCUUAGUGGCCCAGAAAUCCGCGCUCAAUAAAGACACCCAGCAGAUCUCCACCUCUAACCCUAACUUCACUUUACCUAGCUUCGACGGCUUCGAUCAUCCGCGACAGGCGCAUCUCACUAGCACCCCUGUGGUCCCCCCUCUCCCCCCUCACCAUUCCAAAAACCCCAAUCCAGGCCCGCCUUCGACUACUACUACUCAGACCACUGAUGGCGGUGGGAAUGGCCCGGGAAAAACUUUGAAGGACUUGGCCGCCGCUGUCAUCGAAUUCAUUGUCGAUAAAAAACCGAUCGAGGUUUUGGCGGAUACGUUUUCGAUGAACAGCAACCAUGCCAAUAACAAAGUAGAGAAGAAGAAGACGAUCCAGGCGAAGAAGGCGGAGCUCUUGACGCAAGAGAAGAGUGCCAAGGAGUUGGAGGAGUUGAUGCGAAGUUCGGAGAGAGUGGAAGAAGAGCGGCGGCGGAUCCAGGCCAAGCUGGACGACCUCUGUCCUCCACACUCGCUCCAUUCGCGCCCGUCUCGUCUGCUCUCUGUCCUCAAAACCUUCUUCUUUUCGAAUUCCGGACAACAAGCGUCUCCAACGAGGACGACUGUCAACAGAAGAGAGCCCCGUGUGGCCGACCGUCACGUCCCGUGUUGGAUCCGUCGCCAUUGGAAGGUUUCGCUUCUCGCUCUGCUCUUCCAAGCCGCUUGUUUGUGGAUGGUUCUCCAUUUAUCGACCAUCCGCAGUUACAACCUUGUGCUCCAAUCCACUCUAUCUUCCACCCCCACCAGCGUCGUCGUCGGCGGCGCCGGCCAUCCCUCCACAACGAGCACGACCUCGACAUCGAUGAUCGUGUCCGGCAGUCUGAGCUACAUGAGUCGCGACCGUCUGGCCCGCGUGCUCAGGAGCCAGACAGGGGCCCAUCGGCUCGACGAUCCCGAGCAUGGAGGGAUCUACGAAGGCGUCGUCGAACUGGCCCGGUUUCUGGCCGACUGGGCCGCCGGCUUCCCGGCCUUCUUGCAUCCCUUCCACCAUCCCCAUCCUCACUCCUCCUCCUCCUACUCUCUUCUCCCCUCGCUCUUGCAUCCGCUCCGAUCCUCCCCUCUCUUCCGCUUCUUCUUUCCCCCCUCCUCCGCCUCCUCUUCUUCGUCUUUCAUCUCUCCCGUUGCGACGCCCUUUAAUCUCUCCUCCCAGGCCCCGCCCGGACAACAAGACCUUCCCCUCCAGUUUGCUACCGCCCCAGACUCCCUCGACCCCAUCCAGUCCCUCUUGAACUACCAAUUCGUCCCCUUCGUUCCCACCUAA